This is a messenger RNA of Oppiella nova, 1095 nucleotides long. The record is from the annotation of a GenBank genome assembly. NCBI's taxonomy places the organism in Eukaryota, Metazoa, Arthropoda, Arachnida, Sarcoptiformes, Oppiidae.
AUGUGGUUACUAUAUUUUUUAUUGUACAGUGCCCUUACUUGCGAAUCGUGUCGAUCAUUCUUUAGACGGACAGCCCCUAAAGCACAGGAUCUCAAGUGUUAUUUCGGCGACAAAUGCGAGAUAACAUGUGUUACGAGAAAAUUCUGCAAAAAGUGCAGAAUUCAGAAGUGUUUCGACGUCGGCAUGAAAAUCGAGUGGAUUCUCUCGGGAGAGGAACGACAGCUCAGGAAAGAGCGUAAGAAACGGUCGAAAGGCGAGGAAUCGUCGGCCGACUCGACUUCGGACUCGUCGUCGGACACGAAUGCCGUGAAGAGAGCGACUGUCGAACAGAGUUUAGUGGAGCGAAGGGCUGCCGAAAUGCCGGCCCUCGUCCGGGACCUCAUCUUCGCCUUCAAUGACCUGGAGAUCAGUCGCUUCCGAGAGCUGUUCACGUCUACGGUGUCGAUGAGGGAUCCGGUGGUGACGCCCACCUUCGAGACAACCAAUUUCGUGGAUGCGCUCAAAGUGUUGCAAAAGAGAUGUGACAUAAAGUGUCGACGAAUUGUAAAGAUGUCCACAAAUAUGAGUGAAUUCACGGGUCUGUGCGAAGAGGACAAGAUAGCCCUCUUGAAAGCCGCCUGUCCUGAGAUUAUAUGCUUGAUAUCAAUAAUUAAUUUCAACUUCGAUGGCGAGUACUGGAACGUUGCCAUCGAUGAAGAUCACGCGACCACACUAAGGCUCGACAUAUUUAAAUUGGUUCAGGGUAACCUUUACGAAGCGCAUAGACAGUUCCUGUGGUCUAUGAGUGAACAAUACAAUUCAGACAUUAAUAUUAUUGAUCUGUUAAUCGCUAUAAUACUCUUCAACCCAAACCAACCAAAUCUAGUCCAUAAAGAUAUGGUUAAAGUCCAGCAACAGAUGUAUAUGUAUUUACUUCGACGAUAUCUUGAGCUGAAACACAGCUCGAAGACUGAAUCGGAGAUACGAUUCGUGAAACUCAUGAAUAAUUUGCAGGAAUUAUAUGCUGUGAAUCGCAUUCACGUCGAUAAGUUUCUCGAGUCCGGGCCCAAAGAGGCCGGACCUCUGGUCGAAGAGAUUUACGACAUUAACAAUUGA